Messenger RNA from Apiotrichum porosum, 2175 nucleotides. RefSeq lists its product as uncharacterized. The coding region runs from base 1 to 2175 and encodes 724 amino acids. Gene Ontology annotation, molecular function: protein binding; guanyl-nucleotide exchange factor activity. Gene Ontology annotation, cellular component: cytoplasm. Lineage: Eukaryota; Fungi; Basidiomycota; Tremellomycetes; Trichosporonales; Trichosporonaceae. The transcript has 5 exons. The record is from RefSeq and is a predicted model, not a curated record.
AUGGAUCCAGGUCGUGUGGCCUCACAGGCCACCGUUUCCUCCUUCAACGAGCACCACUACCGUCGUCACUUGUACAUGACACCCAGGAUUGAUCCCCUCGCCGCCCUUCCCGAGCCGGUCAUUCUCCGCGGCAUCUUCCCUCACCUAACCACCAAGGAGAUCUUCCUCGUCUGCCGCACAUCAAAGACCAUGUACCGCCUCCUGGACAACGACGCCUUCUGGAUGGCCCGCACCGCUGUCGACUUUCCUAACUGCCCCGCCUUCCUCCUCGAGACCAAGCACUCGCGUCCCGGUUGGUGUCGUCGCGUCUAUCUCGGCCUCCGCCACCCACGCCCCUUUAUCUGGGGCAUCAAGGCUGCCCUCACCAACCCUCAUGCUGAGCCUCUAGAGGCACCUCAACCCGCGGAUCCUUUCAAGCAUGCCACUUGGGGAUGGAUGGACACUCCUUGCGAAGUCACCUCGGGAUUUCCUGUCCACGCUACCGACAACGGCGUUCACACGUUCUACGAAGCCAUAAGCGGCAUCGCCAUGGCCGACAGCGACUCGUUUAUCCCAUGGCACCAGAACAGCUACGAAAAGGACAAGGGCUUCCUCCAUUCCAUUGAUCUCGUCGAGUGGCACGCUUGCGGCCACGGAUUCGUGGCACGCGACUCGCGUGGAGGUCUCUGGGGAUUCGGCAAGCUCUCCACAGAGGGUAAACUGCUCUCUCGUCCUACGGCUAUCCCCUUUCCCAUGCCCGUGGCGGAUGUCACUGCUGGACCGACCGACGUGCUUGUCCUUGACGAGGACAACAGCGUCUUUCAGCUCCCCAACUGGGAUACCGCCCUUCAUGAAGCCGGUCACAACCUAUACGCCUGCAGAGCGAGCGGUCACGGUCCUCUUACCCCACGCAUCACCCAGCUUGCCGUCGGACAUCAGUACGCCGCAUGUCUCAUGGAGCAGAGCAGGGUGUGCGUUUGGAUGACCAAGGGACGCCAACCUCACAUGGAUGACUGGAACUUCUACAUUCCACGCCAGGCCUAUGAGUUCACGAUGGGGCACCUGGACAAGUACGAGGACUCGUUCCUCAGCUCGGCUCGCAUGCUACCUGUGAUCCCAUCUUUUGAUCUCGAGGAGGAGCACCUUGACCAUGACUCAUGUGCUGCUGGCGAGCGGAUUGUCAAGAUUGCUUGUGGCAGAGAGUUCAUUGCCGCCCUCAAGCAGAAUGGCGAGGUCUGGGUCGCGUAUCCUCAAGAACGAGUUCCCACCUCCUGGACCUGGCGUUAUAUGCCAUACUUCUCUGGACCCGACACGACCCAUCUCUACGUCUACGACGAUGUCAUUGCUACCCACAGCACACCAAUCUCCAUCAGUGCGACCCACUGGACCCCAUCGUACCUCCGCUUCGGUUGGUUUGACCCGGACACCAGCGUGCGCGAAUCGUUCCAACCCGCUGCGUUCACUUCCCUUCCAGUUGUCGACGUUGCGCUUGGCCACUUUCACUAUUCGGCUCUGACCGCCACCGGUGAGGUCUAUACCUGGGGUUGCAACCUGAGCCCAAACAUUUCAGUGGACCACCGCAACAUGGUCCGCAGGAUGACACCUGUACGCCAGGUGCCGUUUGUGGACCAGAAUGGCGCUCCCGUCUUUGUGUACGCCAUCACUGCCGGUACCCGUCACGCCGGCGCGCUCGCCUUGGGUGACAACCGCAUCCAGAUCUAUGCGCCGCCUGUCAAGGACGUUCCGGAAGCUGAUGCGCCGCGUGCUCUUCGCCACAAGCGGACCGGCUCUCGUUCCACACUCCACCGCAAGUUCUCGUCGUUGUCGCUCAGCAGUCAGAUUUCAUGGGGCACUCUCCCCCCGGCCAACGGUGCAGCUACCCCCACGCGCCCUGCCCGCAGCGACACUGCCGACUUUAUUCCCAAGAUUACCUCUGACCAACCGAACGCCGUCAAGGUCGCUCCGGGCAACGGCAACGCCUCGCCCACCAAACGUUCCUCUUUCAAGGGCUCCAGCAGUGUCGUCAAGUGGCUUGGAGGCGUCUUCGUUGCCGACACGUCCAGUGCCAGUGUCACGACUGCUCGCUGUGGCAUGUGUCACACGCCAUACUGUCUUGGCAUGGAGCACCACAACUCGCUCAAGCUCAUCAAGUAUGACGACGGUCGUGUUGACCCCCGUGAGGUAUUUCUCCCGUAG